UUUUGUUUAUCUAAUAACGAAAUCUUUUCGUUUUUUAAAUUAUUUAAAUUAAAAGUUAUUUUAAAUUGGUGUUGAUGAAAUAUUUUCAAAUCUAUUGUUUUGUGUUUACCAAAAUAAAAUAUGGGAGUGAGCAAACUGAUUGCAUAUGUUUGAACAGAAUCAUAGCCAUCAUUUUGGUUAACCAUCAUUUAUUUAAUUGAAAAUUAUGCAAUGGUAUUUUGGCGCAAUUAUAGUUACUGCCACUGCCUACCUCGUUUACAAGCAGAUUAUUGAAGAAAAGUUGGAACCGAUCAUCAGGAAUCCACUAAACAAGACCGAUCUCCUGGAACCGUUUCUGGACAAGGUGUACAUAUUUGUUAAGGAGGACGGUAACUUCAUGGACGUGAUGGAAGAAAUCGGGACGACCACUUUGAGCAUGACUCAAGGUAAUUGUAUUGAAAGUAAACUGCACUUGACGAAAGAUAAUGGAGUUUAUUGUCUACACCGGAUAUUCCCUUAUAGCUCGCAAAAACUCUCGUUCAGAAUUGGGGAGCAGUUUGAAGAAACUACGUUGCAUGAGCACAAAGUGAAGUCUGUGAUAACGCAACGCAGAAACAAUUUGACUCACACUCAGUUCGGUGACGUCACCGUGGUCAUCGUUCGGUCGUUCACGAGUGAAUCUUUGCUUGUCGAGUACGUUGUGGAUAAAACUCACAGAACCGUCUUGCGAUACGAGUCAAAUGAUAUAUUUUAGCAGAGAGGAUGGAGGCCUCUUCUGGACAGCCUACGUAAUGACUCGUUAUCCUAGAGUGAUGUUGGUGAGGAGCUAUUAUAUUGUAUUAAUAAAUACAUUAAUUAACUUCCA
Molecule: messenger RNA, 844 nt
Organism: Homalodisca vitripennis (glassy-winged sharpshooter)
Lineage: Eukaryota; Metazoa; Arthropoda; Insecta; Hemiptera; Cicadellidae
Product: fatty acid-binding protein 9-like
Exons: 1
Coding region: 206-733 (175 amino acids)
Source: RefSeq, a predicted model, not a curated record